Messenger RNA from Lolium perenne, 1615 nucleotides. The record is from RefSeq and is a predicted model, not a curated record. Lineage: Eukaryota; Viridiplantae; Streptophyta; Magnoliopsida; Poales; Poaceae.
UGCUCGCCGCGGCUGCUCUGUAUCGAGUCCGACGCCGCCUCCAGCCCGGAGUUGUCUGCACCCAGCUUGCCGCCUCCGGCCCGAGCACCUCCUCCCGCCCUACAAGCUUCUCCAAAUCCGAGCGCGCCUUCUACAGCCCAAGCACGCCCUCCAGCCGAGCACCAGCCAGGAGCUCCACCGCUCUCUCCCUCGGCCGCACAGACCAGCGAGUGGAGCGUCGUCUCAAGCAGCGGGAGGUGACCCGCUUUCGUCAUGUCAUCAUUCGCCGGUCUCUCCGUUGUCACCAACGGAAAGCACUGCACCACGACGGCCAUCGAUGCCGGCAUGGACAGUGUUGGGUACCACCUGCUUGUGGUCAAAGACUACUUGCGCACCGUACAAGAGGUGCCCAACGGCCAGAGAAUCUGGUCUGGGCAUUUCAUGGUAGGAGGACAUAAAUGGUGCAUCAGCUACUGCCCUAAUGGCGAGCAGCCAAGUUGUGCCGACUUCAUUUCUCUCGGUCUUUGCCUUGUCGACGACGAUGUUGAAGAGCCUGUGAAGGCGAAGUUAGUGUUUAGCUUCGUCGACCAGGUUGAGAAGCAAAAGGCAAAGGAAAUUUUUACAAUUAAAUCAUGCAGCUUCUCUGUCAAAGGUUGUUGUUGGGGCCCCUUCAAGUUUAUGAAAAGAGAUGCCCUUGAACGGUCAGCUCAUCUAAAGGCUGAUUGUUUCACCAUCCGGAUUGACAUCAUGGUCUGCAAUGAUCUCACCACACAGCAGGAUGUCGUUGGCACCCUCUCUGGCAUAGGCCAGCAUUUCAAAAUUCUACUUCAAGAUAAGGUGGGUUGUGAUGUCACAUUUGAGGUCAGUGGUGAGACGUUCCUUGCACACCGUUGUGUGCUUGCAGCCCGAUCUAAAGUUUUCAGGGCACAGUUCUUUGGCCCCAUGACACAGGGUAUCACGUCCAGUGCCAUACAGAUCAAAGACAUGGAUGCAAAAGUGUUUGCAGCUAUGCUUAGCUUCAUCUACUCAGACUCAUUUCCUGAGAUGGAGGAGAACAAAGCACAAGCUGUCGAAGAACAAGAAGAGGAAGCAGCAAAGCUUGUUACGUGGAUGCAGGACUUGUUUGUAGCGUCAGACAGAUAUGAUAUCCAGCAGCUCAAGUUCUUAUGUGAAAAGAAGUUGUUCAACCUCAUAGGUGUGAGCUCCGUGGCCUGCACUCUAGCUCUAGCUGAGCGACACAACUGCCACGGAUUGAAGGAUGCGUGCUUGACGUUUAUCCAAGUCCAAUCUCCCAAGUGUUUGGAAAAGGUAAUGGAGACUGAUGGCUGGGAGCUUAUAGUUACGACCUAUCCCUCUAUUUUGAAGGAGAUCAUUGCCAAGGUUGCGUCCAAUCAGAAGGACAAGAAGAGGAAGUAUGAGAGUAUGUAAUGCAAGACCUGAAGUAAUACUACUAUGCAUAUAUGGGAUAGGAUCCUCUAGGUAGAUGGUAGUCUGUGUGUCUUGCUUUUGUUUCAUCAUGUCGUUUGCCUAUAUGCUGAACCAGAAAGAUCCAACAUAUGGGCAAAUGUGAAGGUCUGUAGUUUCAGGUGUAAGCAUCAACAUUGAUCUGUCCAAGUAACCUAGCUAGUCGUUUCUC